AUGGCUGAAGGAGGAGUGGGGAAUGGAGGAGACAACCUUCGGACGUGUCCCGAAUCUCUGGAGGACACUGGCACCUCGCCCACGUACGGCACAGGCCACUGUAAGUGGUUCAAUGUACGACUGGGUUUUGGAUUUAUAUCGAUGACUAGUCGCGCAGGAACUCCUGUUGAUCCUCCAGUGGAUGUGUUCGUUCAUCAAAGUAAGCUGCAUAUGGAAGGUUUUCGGAGUCUAAAGGAAGGCGAGGCGGUCGAGUUCACCUUCAAGAAGUCCUCCAAGGGUCUGGAGUGUGUGGGGGUGACGGGGCCUGGAGGAGCUCCCUGCAUUGGUAGUGAAAAAAAACCCAAAGGGAAAAGCGUGCAGCCAAAACGAAAGCCAAAGGGAGAUCGCUGUUAUAACUGUGGUGGUCUGGACCAUCACGCCAAAGAAUGCAGCCUCCCCCCUCAACCCAAGAAGUGCCACUACUGCCAGAGCGCCACGCACAUGGUGGCGCACUGUCCGCACAAAUUGUCUUCAGCAGCUCAGGGAACUUGCAGCUUAGAGCCACCUGCCUCAAACUCUGGCCAAAGUCCAAGCCCCCGAAGAGCCUCCCAGACAUCUCAGGACUGCCCGACCCCUAGCAAAGCCUCGGCUAAAGAUCCUACACCAAAAGCUGCCUCAUCUCAGAGAAAAAAGAGGAAAAAAUGA
This is a messenger RNA of Trichomycterus rosablanca, 684 nucleotides long. Its product is annotated as protein lin-28 homolog A-like. The transcript has 4 exons. Gene Ontology annotation, cellular component: cytoplasm; nucleus. Gene Ontology annotation, molecular function: mRNA binding; zinc ion binding. Lineage: Eukaryota; Metazoa; Chordata; Actinopteri; Siluriformes; Trichomycteridae. The record is from RefSeq and is a predicted model, not a curated record. Gene Ontology annotation, biological process: pre-miRNA processing. The coding region runs from base 1 to 684 and encodes 227 amino acids.